AGAUAUGAGGAGGUAGGUCAGUUGGAGCCCAUCAAAGAAGAAGGCAAAGCAUACGAAGUUGGCCAGCUUUUUCUACAUAAAGUGUUGGGUUAUCGAGGUAUUGUGUUAAACCCAUGGAGGGUGACAGUUUAUGACCAUGAUAAAGUCACUAAACGGGAAGAAAAUCAAGAUGAAAAAACUACAUCUGAUUCUUCCCAAGUUACAGGUAAAAAACAGACGUAUUAUGAAGUAUUAAUGGAUGAAAGAGACUAUCCAUAUAUUAGAAUUCGAGCUGAAUCAGUAACAUUUAUUGAGCAAGUAGAAUAUCCCUUUAAAUUGUGUUUUUCAGGUUUAGAUUACGUAGCUCAUGAUGAUAUUAUACCUUAUCACAGUAAAGAGAAAACACCAAUAGUUAAUCAAUGUUUUAAUAAGUUUUUACUUUAUGAUCCUGAAAGCUCACCUCCUUUUGUUAUGACAGAAAUGUUACGAACAUGGCAUGAUAAAAACAUCACUGAGUUACAGCUGUCUGAAGUUCGUCGUGAAACAACAGAAAAUAUCAGAGUCACAGUUAUUCCCUUUUAUUUGGGCAAAAAGGUCAUUAUACUUUUCUCUUUCCAUUGUUAUUUUUUAUUCCAGUGGCGUUAUUGUGUUAGAUUAGAGAACCUUGGGGAAGAAACUGUACAAUUACGUGAAAGAGCAUGGAAAAUCAUGUCUUUAACUGGGUCCAUUGAUAGAGUCACUGGCAGAGGGGUGCUGGGAGAACAACCAAUAUUAUCAGGAGAAGACCCAACAUAUAAAGCUUACCAAUAUAGUAGUCAUGUUGUUCUACAUGCAGGCAGUGGGUAUAUGUGGGGUAGUUAUCGGAUGGAGAGGCGUGACGGAACAUCCUUCAAUUGUAAAAUUCCUAAGUUUUAUUUGGAAAGUAAACAUAAAAGUGAGAAUGGAUAUCUAGGAAGUUAG
Molecule: messenger RNA, 939 nt
Organism: Lottia gigantea (owl limpet)
Lineage: Eukaryota; Metazoa; Mollusca; Gastropoda; Lottiidae
Exons: 9
Biological process (GO): error-free translesion synthesis
Cellular component (GO): mitochondrial nucleoid; nucleus
Molecular function (GO): DNA binding
Source: RefSeq, a predicted model, not a curated record